AUGCGUGUUUUAUUUCUAUCUCUCGUACUGUUCGAGUUAACAGAUGCUCAUAACUUCUUAUUGGUGUCUCCAGUAUUUGGAUACAGUCAUUUGAAAUUUAUGAGUAAAGUGGGAGACACGUUAGCUAAUGCGGGUCAUAAUGUGCUUGUUGACUAUCACGACGAAAGGAAUGCAGAGAUUAACGAGAACUCGGCGAGUGCUUUCAAGUUCAUGUGGGACACGGAAAUAAUUAAUAAUCCAAUCACAGGAGCAUUGGCUACAUCAUCAGUUUUGUUCAAUGAGAUGAAGGAUAUGUGUGAGAAAGUCCUCUUGGAUAAAGAACUACACAAAUGGAUUUUGUCAAAGAAUUUCGAUGGGAUUAUCUCUGAAACUUUUGACUUUUGUGGUCUAUUCCUUGGUGAUCAUCUAAAAUUGAACAUCAUUCCUAUGCAUUCAUCAACAAUCAGUAUUCCAUCGUUUUACGCAAUUGGAGAACCUUCUCUUCUCAAUUUCAUGCCAUCCAUGAGAACAAAGUUUGGAAAGGAGCAAACAGUUACCGAUCGUGUUGGAGACAUCAUUGCCCUACCAUGUCUCGAAAUGGCAUUCUCAAAACUUUUCGACAAGCAGUACAACCAGGCAACAAAUCUACUCAAAGGAGACGUUAGGCACUGGAAGGAGAUUCUGCAAACCGCCACGUUUUACUUUUCAAAUGGAAAUGACUAUAUAUCUUUCCCUACUCCGUUCGUUCCGAAACAUAUUCGAAUUGGAGGAUUUACAAUUGACCCGCCAAAAAAUUUAAAGCUUGAUGAUGAUUAUGAAAAAAUUCUCGGGCUUCGGAAGUCAACGGUGCUGAUUUCUUUUGGAACAGUUAUUCAGUCAGCUGAUAUGCCGGAUAGCUUCAAAGAUGGAAUCAUUAAAAUGUUCCACAACCUACCAGAUAUUACUUUCAUCUGGAAGUAUGAGGUAGAUGAUGAGAGCCUCAGCAAACGACUCUCCAAGAAUGCGAUUCUGAGAAAAUGGGUUCCACAACCAGCGCUUCUUGCUGACCAACGGUUAAAACUCUUCAUCACUCAUGGCGGACUUGGAAGCACUUUGGAAGUUGCGUACUCUGGAAAACCGGCUCUCAUGAUUCCUGUCUUUGGUGAUCAGCUGCUGAAUGCAAAGAUGCUUAGCCGACAUGGUGGAGCUCAGGUCUAUGAUAAAUAUGAUUUGGCUGAUGGAGAGAAGUUGACUGAAGCUGUUCGAGAAUUUAUAGAAAAUGAUGAUUUCAACAAGAACUCUAACCUCAUUGCGGAUCUUCUCAAGAAUCAACCAAUUGAUCCGAAGGCAAAUCUUCUGAGACACGUGGAGUUCAGUGCGAAGUUCGGGAGGAUCAGCGCUCUAGAACCGUAUAACGUCCAUUAUAAUUUCAUACAGUACUACAUGUUGGAUGCUUAUGCAGUUCUUGUUCUGAUUGUUCUAGUUAUUGUAUAUUUUGUGCAAUUUAUGGUUAGGUUUAUUUAUGGACAGAUGUUAGCCAAAGUUGGAACAUGGAUCGGAACCUAG
Molecule: messenger RNA, 1524 nt
Organism: Caenorhabditis remanei
Lineage: Eukaryota; Metazoa; Nematoda; Chromadorea; Rhabditida; Rhabditidae
Exons: 9
Coding region: 1-1524 (507 amino acids)
Molecular function (GO): UDP-glycosyltransferase activity
Source: RefSeq, a predicted model, not a curated record